This is a messenger RNA of Lasiodiplodia theobromae, 510 nucleotides long. RefSeq names its product alpha beta-hydrolase. The record is from RefSeq and is a predicted model, not a curated record. The transcript has 3 exons. The coding region runs from base 1 to 510 and encodes 169 amino acids. Lineage: Eukaryota; Fungi; Ascomycota; Dothideomycetes; Botryosphaeriales; Botryosphaeriaceae.
AUGGGCCAGACCAGAGGACGAAAAGGUCAGCGCCAGGAGAAGAAGCUGAAAGUGCGCCGCCUAGCAACACUCCGCAUCUUGCCCACUGAGCAGCAGCAACCCCACAACAUCAACGGUCCCCCCCCCCCCCCAUACCAACUGAUGAUGGCUUCACUCAAGAUGAUACAAAUCUCGAGCUUCGAGACGAAUGAGAAGGCGAUUUCUGAUGCCGCAACCACUCAGAAGACUCCAUGGAAGAAGGUCGAGAUGAUGGAAGACCCGGAGCUGGCUGCAUGGAAACCCCCCAAGUUACCAAAUGGACCCCCGGCUGUGAGAGCGCUUUGGCUGCAGGAGGAGAUACGCAUCUGGGCCAAGGCUCGUGAAAACCCUAAAGACGUGACCCGCCAUGAAAUCCUGUUCAACACCACUAACCAUGAGAGCGGCGGGUGGCGAUCAAAGCGAGUACCCCCGCGCUUUGCUACAGAGCUGCUGGGGAUUCCUCUUCCCAUCGACAUCCCGGACGAUUUCUGA